AUGGGGAGUAGACAAACGGUGGCGCUGGUGUUGGCGGCUCUCCUGCUGUUGGUUUGGAGGAGACCCUCGCCGGCUUUCGCCGCGGCCGUGGCGGGAGACCAGGGCGCUGGGGCGGGGGGGGCAGCGUUCAAGUUUGGGGCGUUUGGGCUGCGGGGCAGCUUGACGGAUCGGACACCUGGGCUGGCCUACUUUGCCCUUCUGAUGGCUGCCGGGUGCGGCCUAUUCGUGAGCGAGGAAGCGUUGAAUGUAUGGGUGGGGGGAUCCCUCGGGCGGUGCCUGGUGCUGGACGGCACUCGGGAGGCACUGAUGCAGUCGCUACGGGCGAACUGGGGCUACAUCGCGUCUGUCAUUUUCUGGGUUUACUGGGGCGUGUGCCUGAGCGACCUCAUCCCGUUCUAUGCGGGCAAGUGGGCAGCCCAGCGAGGGGAGAGCGUCACAGAAAAGCUUGGGGGAACGAAUCAAGCAACUCUGGCUCGAGUCACGUCAGCGGUCCGCAAGUAUGGUGCUUACAUCGGGCUCGUCGAGCGCUUCUCCCUCGGGGUGCGGAACCCGACCGCCUUCCUGGCGGGCUUCUCGGGCGUGUCUACUUCGACCUUCUUCAUUGGGGUGUGCGCCGGCGGUCUCUUUACGCUACCCCUCCAGAUGGGCCUCGGCUUUGUGUUGCGGGAUCGGCCGGUCGCUGCGCUUGCAACCGUAGCCGCAGUUGUCGGGACUUGGACGGUGGUUCCUUACGCAUCGGCGGCUCUUGCGGCCGCGUGGUUCUUUGUCAAGCAGCGGCUAGACAAGAAGGGGGACGCGGAAGUCGAAAGUUGACGCACAUCUGAGAGCUCUGCGAAUUGCUCAUGAGUAGUCUGAAGUUCAAACUAUGCAGCGACGGUGGAGCACGUUCAGCUGCCGCUUGUACAUGCAUGCUCUGUAUCUCGUGCUGUUGUAAAGGCGGCUGUAAGAAGCUAUGCGUGAAGUUUGGUUCGUACGUAGCAUUGUAUACAUAUGACGGUGUUUUGCAGUCACCUUAUCGCCGGGUACGUAGCAAUUGUCGUAAUUGCAAGCGAAAGUCCUGG
Klebsormidium nitens is the source of this 1061-nucleotide messenger RNA. NCBI's taxonomy places the organism in Eukaryota, Viridiplantae, Streptophyta, Klebsormidiophyceae, Klebsormidiales, Klebsormidiaceae. The record is from the annotation of a GenBank genome assembly.